This is a messenger RNA of Ahaetulla prasina, 4633 nucleotides long. RefSeq names its product ubiquitin specific peptidase 2 (gene USP2). Gene Ontology annotation, cellular component: cytoplasm. The coding region runs from base 861 to 2642 and encodes 593 amino acids. The record is from RefSeq and is a predicted model, not a curated record. Gene Ontology annotation, biological process: protein deubiquitination. Gene Ontology annotation, molecular function: cysteine-type deubiquitinase activity. Lineage: Eukaryota; Metazoa; Chordata; Lepidosauria; Squamata; Colubridae. The transcript is spliced from 13 exons.
GGAGGGGAAGUAGGAAAGCGAGGAGAAGGAUGGUGGGGAAAGUCGAAGAAGGAUGAGAAGGGUAGAAAGGAUUAAGGGAGGGAGUGGCGGUCGAGCAGCCCUGAUGGAGUAUAAUUUGAGUAUAGGAUCGAUUGUUGGAUAAGUGAUUGUAUUGUACACUGGUCAAACUGUGGGAAUUAUUAUGGAAAAUAAAAAAUUUUGUUCUGGCAAAAAAUAAUCAUAUCAAUGAUUAAAUUAAAUCAGUGGAAUGACUUGCUUCCAGAAAUUGUUGGUGCUCCAACACUGGAAGUUUUUAAGAAGAGAUUGGACAGCCAUUUGUUUGGAAUGAUAUAGGGUCUCUCCUACUUGAGCAGGGGGUUGGACUAGAAGACCUCCAAGGUCCCUUCCUAACUUUCAUAUUCUGCUAUUUUUCCUUCUUCCUUCCGUCCCUCAGUUUUUUUCUCCCUAUUUAACCGCUAUUUCUCUUAUUUUCCAUUCUGUUGUUGGUGUUUUUACGUUUGGAUAAUAACGAUGAUCAUGAUAGCCGUCAUAGUAAUAACACUAGUUGUAAUAGCGACCAUGGUUCGAAUGGGAGACCCUUAAAGUAGAAUGGGCUUGGAAGUCAAGUCACCAUUCUGGAGGAACACUUCCUACUAGAUGUGAUUGUGUCCUCCAAGAAAAUUAUCUGGUCUCGUCUGGGCGGUUUUCUUGGCAAUCAUCUGGAAGCGUUUGGGACCACAUCUUUCCAACUCAAGACUUGAAAUCCAGGUCCUGCUUGAAGUUGAGCCCAACUUCUGGCAACUUUUGUAGACAGAUUCACAUCUUCUUGUCAUCUUCUGGUCAAUGCCACCCGCAUCUCCCCCAGCGCCCCCUCCCUCAGGAUGUCCCAGCUCUCUUCCACCUUGAAGCGCUACGUGGACUCCCCCCGCUACUCGGAUACCUUGCCUUGCAGCAAAGCCUCCACCAGCUAUGCCACCUAUUCCUCCUACUCUUCAAAACUCUCCUCCUCCUACUCAGACAAAGAGAAGCUCAACUACAAGCCCGCCACUCCUUCCAGCUACUUGACUUCUACCCACCUACGGACAUCGGGGGCCACCGCCUCCUCUUCCUUGAACUUUGAUGGGGGCGGGAGGCUGCUCCAACGCCCGGACUCAGGCACCAGGCUGAGCCCGGGGUACAGCCGGGUCCCCGUGCGGCCUUCCGGAGGACUGAGUGGAGGGGCCACUUACUCCUUUGCAAACGGCCCUUCGACCAGCUAUGGCUCCACCCCGCUGGGACGCAAGAAAUCCAGCAGCCAUUCCGACUUGGCGCGGGACUUUUCCUCCAUGCACCUGUCCUCGGACCCCUACCCCUCCACCUCUACCCGUAGCCCCUUCAUCGCCCGCCCCCGCCAAGAGCUCUGUAGCAUCCAAGGAUUUUACCAGCCCACCAGACACUCGGAAUACGUCCAGGACUACUUGGAGUCCUACAGUCGCAAAGGGGGACGCUCCCCGGGCCCCGGCUUGCACGGCUCCACCCCGGAGGUCAUCACCCCUUCCUUCCGCCCCACUAGCCGUUCCUCCGUUCAGCAGUGGGAGUGGACUGACAACCAGACAGACGUCCUGAGCAAGGAGAAUCCGAAUUCGAAAACGGUACAAGGUCUGACUGGUCUCCGAAACCUCGGGAACACCUGUUUCAUGAACUCCAUCCUGCAGUGCCUGAGCAACACCAAAGAGCUGCGAGAUUACUGCCUGCAGAGCCAAUACGUCCGCGAUCUCAACAACAACAGCCGCAUGCAGAUGUCUCUCAUGACAGAGUUCGCCAAGCUCAUCCAGGCGCUGUGGACCUCGUCUCCCAAUGAAUCCGUCGGCCCUUCCGAAUUCAAGAUGCAGAUUCAACGAUACGCUCCCCGCUUUGUGGGAUACAACCAGCAGGACGCCCAGGAGUUCCUGCGCUUCCUCCUUGAUGGGCUCCACAGUGAAGUGAACCGGGUGUUGGUCCGUCCCAAAGGCAACAAUGACAACCUGGACCAUCUACCGGACGAUGAGAAGGGUAAGCAGAUGUGGAUGAGAUACAUCGCGAGAGAAGACAGCCGGAUUGGGGAUCUCUUUGUUGGGCAACUAAAGAGCUCCUUGACCUGCAGUUCUUGCGGCUACUGUUCCACUGCCUUUGAUCCUUUCUGGGACCUGUCUCUGCCCAUUGCCAAGAAAAGCUACGGCGAGGUGAAUUUGAUUGACUGCAUGCGGCUCUUCACCAAGGAAGAUGUUCUAGAUGGAGACGAAAAACCCACGUGUUGCCAUUGCAAAGCGAGGACGAAAUGCAUGAAGAAAUUCAGCAUCCAGCGUUUCCCGAAGAUCCUGGUUUUACACCUGAAACGUUUCUCCGAAGCCAGGAUGCGAUCCAGCAAACUCACCACUUUCGUCAAUUUCCCGCUUAAGGAUCUGGAUCUACGGGAAUUUGCCUCUCAGAAUUGCAAUCACGCAAUUUACAAUCUCUACGCCAUCUCCAACCACAGCGGGACCACGAUGGGCGGCCAUUACACGGCCUACUGCAAGAGUCCCGUCUCUGGAGAAUGGCACGCCUUUAACGAUUCACGCGUCACGCCGAUCUCCCUGGGCCACCUCCGCAGCAGCGACGCCUAUCUCCUCUUCUACGAGCUGGCCAGCCCAUCUUCCCGAAUGUAGCUUCCAGGUCACGCUCCCCUCCCCCGCCCGCCACGCACGCCCCCACGGAAAGGAAUCCUCGUAGUAUCCCGGAGGAAGGACGCAAGCCAAGCACCAGCUCAAAAACGCAACGGGAGCAGGGUGGGGUGGGGUGUGGGGGGGCAUGUAGAGACCCAGGACAAUGGUGACUUGAGGGAUUUUUUUUUUUUUCUAAACUGGGUUUUUCCCCCUUUUUUUCCUAAAAAACAAGCAAAAACGAAAAAAAGAGAGAGAAAGAGAGGGAGGGAGGAAGAAAAUGCUUUUAAUAAAGCGUUAACUAAAGUUGCCGGUCUUUACCGGAAUACAUUUCGCCCAUGCAUAGGACAGAAGAGGGAUAAAAUACCAUCCUUGGAGGCCAGUUUCUAAACUACCUCCAUCGCUCCGAAAAAAAAAAAAAAAUUCUCAGGGGUGGUUUCUAUGUUUUCCUUCCCUCUCUUUUCCUUCCACCCUUCUCCCCUCGUCCAUCCACACCCCUACCCUUCCACAAUUUGGUGUGCGAUAAGCCACAAACAACUGCUGUUCUUUUCGGGGAGGGGGGGAAGCAACCUGCCUGUCCCCCUGUGAUCCCUUGUGGUGGUGGGGUAUCGGAGCUGAGCCACGGUGGUGUUUCCUCCUCUCUGUCUGAUGCCGGUCGGACGCCACUUCUGCCGCAGAGUUGCAGAACUAGAUAAGGUUUACCGGAAUCCGAUUUUGCAUCUUAGAUCCAGCAAGGCGUGUUUGUUUGGGGUUUUUUUUGCACAGUUCUCGCAUGACCCUCCUCGGGGGGGAGGAGGGGGAUUGCGGGGGAUUUCUCUGCAGGAACCAUGGACUUUGAGUCCUAUCUCUUCGCAUGGGGUGGGAGCUGCUUUUGGUUUCUUCUCUUUUUUUUUACAAACCGGAAGCAUUCGUGGACGGAUUUUUACUGACUUUAUCGCAAAAGCAGAGACUCGCUGGAUCCAAUUCUACCUGUUUUCUUGUCACGACUGUGCCUUAAAAGCAUCCAGACGAAAGACACGGUGUGUUUUCAGCGGAUCCAAGUGCCGUUCGGAAAGGACACGACGGCGCAACCAGCAGAAAUAUUGAGAGGGGGAAAAACAAACCCCACUUCCUUCCGCUUUCUCCUCCUACUGUCCUCACUUUUUCCCUGCCACAUCCCUCAUUCAUCCUGGGACGGAGGCCAUUCAGGAACACUUCGGACAAUUUUCACUGCCUUUCCGACAUGAGGGUUGCUUUGAUCCGGUUUUCGUUUUGGUUCUCGCUGCGUGCGUGCCGUGGAGUCGCCAAAAUGCACCUCAUUGGAGGGGGGAGGUUUGAGCCAGUUUGGGAGCGAUGGCUCGUCCAUCCUCUUAUUUAUUCUCCAUCUCCAUCGAAGCAGGCACUACUUGAAGGGCUGAGAGUUAGAGCUAGCACCUUGACGGUUUUGCAACCAGACAACAUUCGCUGGGUGGAAACCCCCCUCCCCCUGUUUUAUUCCCCCUCCCCCUGUUUUUUUUUUUUCUUCAUUGCCCGCCCCUCGCAUAGCUCUGAAAAAGCACCGAGCCAACUUUAACUCAGUUUUGAAUCAAGCAGAGCAUUGAGGUCAGUUUCAGUGGGCACCUUGGUUUGUACAAAGGAUGCCCCUCGAUCCCCUUCUGCCAUUCUCAUGGCCUGUUUUCCCGCAACCUUCCCCCCCCCGCCCCAUGCCCCGCCCUUUGCAUAUUUCACUCCAUUUCAACCAGGCGGAUGCUCAGGACACCCGAGGGGAAGGCAGAAGGGAUAACCUAGACGUCAAGGGUCCGGCUAGCAAAGCCUUUCUCAGUGUUACUAUUUUGCUUGGUUUGGGAACGGGGUAUUUUUUUUGUUUGUUUUUGUUUUUGUUUGUGUUUGUUUUUUUUGUUUUGGUUUAUCAGUUUGGACUGAACAGCUUGUUUACUGUGUAAGCAAGGCUGGAGGAUGGACCGUGGUCACUCAGGAAGGAGGCUUGUACAGAAAUAAAAUUGUAAGUUGAUGAACAA